This is a messenger RNA of Oncorhynchus mykiss (rainbow trout), 5968 nucleotides long. Lineage: Eukaryota; Metazoa; Chordata; Actinopteri; Salmoniformes; Salmonidae. The record is from RefSeq and is a predicted model, not a curated record.
GUUUCAACAUUCGUCGUGUGAAGGUAGCGCUACGUUUCCCUCUUAAAGUGAGUCCGUAGCCAAGGGCGUGGGCAGAGACGAACAGAUUGCCCUUGUACCCGCUCCAGCCUCCGUGUUUUUACCGGGCCGACCGGCGACCCGCACGGGCUCGGCAACAUGAGUGACAUGAGUCGACUAACGGGAAAGAUUGGAGACGCAACUUUGAUAGAGAUGAGCCCGGAUUCCCUCUGUGACGAGGACAACAACGGCUGCCACCAUCAUCACCAUGACAUCGACCGUGACGAGUAUCCACACUCCCAGCCUGACCCUUCAGAGGUUGACAAGCAUCAGCAGAGUAAAGACUCUGUGUUCUUCCGGGAUGGAAAGAGGAGGAUUGACUUCGUCCUGUCCUAUGUGGAUGACCGAGACGGAGAGAGGAAACAGGAGAGGCGGAGGGAGUAUGAGGCUAACCUACAGAAAGCAGGGCUGGAGUUGGAGACAGAGGAUAAAUCGGUGUCAGAUGACAGGAAGACAUACUUUGUGAAGAUCCACGCCCCAUGGGAGGUUCUGGCCACCUACGCCGAUGUCCUCAAGAUCAAGGUUCCCUUCAAGGAAAACGACAUCCCCGUUCACCAGGACAUUCCCAUGGACUGGCUGUUCACUCCUUUCCGUCUACCGGACCACGUUAUGAAUCCUGAACCUGACUAUUUCACCUCACCUUUCAACAAGGGAAAGAUUGACUUCUUCCUCAUCGAUGACAAGGAGACGUUCUUCCCUCCUUCCGUCCGCAACAGGAUAGUGUACUACAUCUUAGCCCGUUGUCCCUACCACAAGACGGACAGAGAGGACAAGAAGGGCAUCAAGCGCCUGCUCAACAACGGCACCUACGGGUCUGCCUUCCCACUACAUGAUUCUCGAUACUGGAAACCAUCCAGGGACUCCAACAGUGAGAGUGAGAGAUUCAACCUCUACAAACACUGGGCCCAGUUUUUCAGUUUCUUCAAAGAGCAGCCCCUCAACUUGAUACGGAAGUAUUACGGGGAGAAGAUUGGGAUCUACUUUGCCUGGCUGGGUUUCUACACUGAGAUGCUGUUCUUCGCUGCGGUAGUCGGCCUGAUCUGUUUUCUCUAUGGAUUGUUCACCUUCGAUGACAACGUCUGGAGUAAAGAAAUAUGUAGUGAGGAGAUUGGAGGCAACAUCAUCAUGUGUCCACUGUGUGAUAAGAAAUGUGGCUACUGGAAACUCAACUCAACGUGUAACUCCUCCUGGCAAUCACAUAUGUUUGACAACGUGGGGACGGUGUUCUUUGCCAUAUUCAUGGGGAUUUGGGUGACUCUGUUCCUGGAGUUCUGGAAGCGUCGGCAGGCCCGGCUGGAGUACGAGUGGGACCUGGUGGACUUUGAAGAAGAGCAGCAACAGCUUCAGCUUCGACCAGAAUACGAGACCAAGUGUACCUCCCGCAGACUAAACCGCGUCACACAGGAGAUGGAGCCAUACUUACCCGUAACAUCCCAGUGUGCUCGUACAUUCCUGUCUGGAGCCACCGUCAUAUUUUGGAUCUCCCUGAUCAUAGCGUGUAUCAUCGGGGUGAUAGCCUACCGUUUGGCGGUGUACGCUGCGUUCGCUAGCAUCAUGAAGGACAGCCCCACCAAUAACAUCCACAUGGUGGGCUCCCUCAUCACCCCGCAGCUCGCCACCUCCGUCACCGCUUCCUGCAUCAACUUCGUCAUCAUCAUGAUCCUCAAUCUGAUGUAUGAGAGAGUGGCCAUCUGGAUCACUGACAUGGAGAUCCCCAAGACUCACCUGGAGUACGAGAACAAGCUGACUGUGAAGAUGUUUCUGUUCCAGUUCGUCAACUACUACUCUUCCUGUUUCUACGUGGCCUUCUUCAAGGGGAAGUUCGUCGGCCAUCCCGGAGACUACAUCUACAUGUUCGGCUGGAGCAAGCUGAGGAACGAGGAGUGUGACCCAGGUGGCUGUCUGAUUGAGCUGACCACUCAGCUGGUCAUAGUGAUGUCAGGGAAACAGGUGUGGGGUAACGUCCAGGAGGCUCUGGUUCCGUGGGUGAUGAACCGAUGGGGGAGCCGUAAAGCCCGCAGCCACCCAGAGAGUCGCUACAGUCGCUGGGAGCAGGACCACGACCUGCAGAACUUUGGACAUCUGGGACUCUUCUAUGAGUACCUGGAGAUGGUGAUCCAGUUUGGUUUCAUCACUCUGUUCGUGGCCUCCUUCCCUCUGGCCCCCCUGCUGGCGCUGUUGAACAACAUCAUAGAAGUCAGAGUGGACGCCUGGAAGUUCACCACCCAGUUCCGCCGGCCCGUAGCAUCUAAAGCCCACAGCAUCGGUGCCUGGCAGGAAAUACUCAACGGGGUGGCCGUCCUGUCUGUCGUCACCAACGCGUUCAUCGUAGCCUUCACAUCAGACAUGAUUCCUCGGCUGGUGUACAUGUAUGCCUACAGCAACGAUCUCUCUAUGAAGGGCUACAUCAACAAUAGCCUGUCCGUGUUCAACAUCUCUGGGUUCUCUGAGGACAACCGGCCUGAUGACGGAGAGAGCCCUGGAUGGUUCAACAGCUCUGUCAUCACCACCUGCAGGUACCGUGACUACCGCUACCCAUCGGGCCAUGAGAAGGAGUACUCUCACACCAUGCAGUUCUGGCACAUCCUGGCUGCCAAACUGGCCUUCAUCAUUAUCAUGGAGCAUGUGGCGUUUAUGGUGAAGUUCUUCGUGGCGUGGAUGAUUCCUGACGUUCCCUCCGAGGUGAAGGCCAGGAUUAAACGAGAACGCUACCUCAUCCAGGAGUACCUGCACAACUACGAGGUGGAGAAGCUGAAGAUCCAGCUGAGCCAGAGGAGCGAUGACUGCUGCUGCACCCCUAUGAUCUACCCCGACAUAUCCCGGCACGUGGUGCUGUCCGAGUGUCUCUAGCACCCGUCCUCGCCCUCCGCCCACUCGUUUGAUUUUGGCUCGUGUUCAUUAGGUCACACCACGGAAAACGUUUUAAAAUGUUUUUCAACAGGAAAUUUAAAUUAGUUUUUUUUUUUCUUCUUUUUUUUCCAUUGGACAAAUCCAGGUAGUUAGUCCCUGUUUGAAUCUGUUUUGUUCCGUUUGGUGCCUGAUGAACAGGACCCUGGUUCAGGUUGGGCUGGGGCCUGGGCUGGUCUUAAGGAGAUUCUCUAUAAAACUACCCUGAGAGGUAGUCUGUAAUACAAAGGGCUCAGUCUGCUGGUGGAGUGGAGAGCAAUCCUCACAGAAAUAGAGUACCUAAUACAAUCCAUCAUCAUCAUCAUCAUCAAAUACAUGAAGAUACUACAUUCAAGUAUGUCUUCAGGUCCGUCCAUGUAUGGUCUAUUGAUAUCAGAUCUUCUCUUCAAUCAACCACCCGCCCACCACUACAUCUAUUCUAACAGCAUGGGGGAAGCAGGGAAACAUGGCUGCUGCUAGUUAUUAUACUCUUACCGUACGUUCAGUUUAUAUUUUAAAUGUCUCUCUCUUUCUCUUUCUUUCUCUCUGUUCACUGUCUAUUUUUGUGAUUUUACUCUGAAAAAAAGUGGUUAUACUCUGCUGGUCAUUCACAAAAUCACUAAACACUGUUAAUGACUAGCGCUUAGCCCGCUACACACUGUGUUAAUGACUAGCGCUUAGCCCGCUACACACUGUGUUAAUGACUAGCGCUUAGCCCGCUACACACUGUGUUAAUGACUAGCGCUUAGCCCACUACACACUGUGUUAAUGGCUAGCGCUUAACCCGCUACACACUGUGUUAAUGACUAGCGCUUAGCCCGCUACACACUGUGUUAAUGACUAGCGCUUAGCCCGCUACACACUGUGUUAAUGACUAGCGCUUAGCCCGCUACACACUGUGUUAAUGACUAGCGCUUAGCCCGCUACACACUGUGUUAAUGUCUAGCGCUUAGCUCACUAAACACUGUGUUAAUGACUAGCGCUUAGCAAACUACACACUGUGUUAAUGACUAGCGCUUAGCCCGCUACACACUGUGUUAAUGACUAGCGCUUAGCCCGCUACACACUGUGUUAAUGACUAGCGCUUAGCCCGCCACACACUGUGUUAAUGACUAGCGCUUAGCCCGCUACGCACUGUGUUAAUGACUAGCGCUUAGCCCGCUACACACUGUGUUAAUGACUAGCGCUUAGCCCGCUACACACUGUGUUAAUGACUAGCGCUUAGCCCACUACACACUGUGUUAAUGGCUAGCGCUUAACCCGCUACACACUGUGUUAAUGACUAGCGCUUAGCCCGCUACACACUGUGUUAAUGACUAGCGCUUAGCCCGCUACACACUGUGUUAAUGACUAGCGCUUAGCCCACUACACACUGUGUUAAUGGCUAGCGCUUAGCCCGCUACACACUGUGUUAAUGACUAGCGCUUAGCCCGCUACACACUGUGUUAAUGACUAGCGCUUAGCCCGCUACACACUGUGUUAAUGACUAGCGCUUAGCCCGCUACACACUACCCUGUUUAUGUUGAUAAGUUAUGUUAUGUUGAUAAGUGCCACUAUUACAAGCAACCAAAGACAAAAAAUGCCUUAAUAUUUUACAAAUUAAUUGUUAACUGAGUAAAGAGGCUAUAGUUUGUUAGAUUUCCCUUUAUGGAAAAAGAUUGCAGUUAUACUGCGCUCUGUCUGCAAUCUCUUUUUGUGUAAAGGUUGUCUUUUUUAGUCGUUUUUUAUUUAUUUAUCUUUUGUGUUCUUAUAUGUUAAAUCUUUCUUUAAAAAAUGUUCAUAAUUCAACAAAUAUGCAAUAAAGCCUAUGUCAAGGAUCGAGGUCAGGUUUCCCCUUUGGUAUUAGUUGCUACAAAACAAGCAGAGGAUGUUGCAUGAAAACAAUCUUGUCAGAGGUUUUGAAUGCCAAAUUUUUUUUAAUCCAUGUCACUUUUUAUUUUUUAUUUUUUUUUCUAUUUAAACAGGGAGUCACCAUUGAGACCAGGGUUUAUUUCACAGGGAAGCCUGUGAAAUACAUAGACAAAUCAAAACUAACUAAAAUACAAGUACAACAAACCAUCCUGAAAAAAACAGCCACAUUCCUCAGCUAACACUUCCCCAAUCAAUAUUUUUAAAUGACCCAAGCUGUGUGUCCAAUUGAAGUGUAUUUUGCAAUUGGUUCCAGCAAUGGGGUGCAUUGUUUUGUCGACUGAAGUCAUAGAUUAUUGCUUUUGUUAAAUUACACUCGCUUUUUACACCUCGGUGUUGUCCACAGAGAUCUUAUCCAAAUAGCCAACUAGCCAACUUAGCUACUGUCUAAACUAAGCCAAGUAUCAGAUGUUUAAAAAUGUAAUAUGUUUGUUGUAGCAUAGUAGAUUUCAGUGCCAGAUGUGGAUUUUUGUUUUUACAGUAUAUAACAAUGUUUUCUAGGAUACUGUUGUGGGUUGCUUUAGAUCACAGGAUCUGACACAGCCUGUCUACUGUGAUGCUUUGUCCUGUCAAGGCCUGUUGUACUUACUGUAGGCACUCAUUUCAGAGGAGAGGAGGGGAGGGGAGAGGAGAGGAGAGGAGAGGAGAGGAGAGGAGAGGAGAGGAGAGGAGAGGAGAGGAGAGGAGAGGAGAGGAGAGGAGAGGAGAGGAGAGGAGGAGGAGGAGGCAGAGGCAGAGGCAGAGGGAGAGGAGAGGGUGGCAGCUGGUGCCUGUUUGUCGACUGAAGGAAAGAUAAACAUUAUUCUUUCCUCCCCAAAUCCUCAACUGUGUGUGUUCCUGGAGAAGAGAGGGUCGAGAGAAGAGAGAGAAUAAGAGAGGGGGGAGAGAGAGAGAAAAGAAAGGGAAAUCAGUCCCUUUUUAAUGUGCCUUUGUUUACCUACUUGUUAAGAGCUAGUGAACGCUUAGGUUGUUCUCAGCUACUGGGGCUUGUCAUCUUCCUCCAUCUCUCCCUGUCUCCAUCUCUCCCUGUCUCCAUCUCUCCCUGUCUCCAUCCCUCCCUGUCUCCAUCCCUACCUGUCUCCAUCCCUCCCUGUCUCCGUCCCUCCCUGUCUCCGUC